Lodderomyces orthopsilosis Co 90-125 is the source of this 582-nucleotide messenger RNA. RefSeq lists its product as uncharacterized. The transcript has a single exon. The coding region runs from base 1 to 582 and encodes 193 amino acids. NCBI's taxonomy places the organism in Eukaryota, Fungi, Ascomycota, Pichiomycetes, Serinales, Debaryomycetaceae. The record is from RefSeq and is a predicted model, not a curated record.
AUGUAUCAAUUACAGUUAUUUUUCCGUUUUUUGCAACAAUUUGAGCAGAACAAAAUUCUUUGUUCUAAAAGUUCAGCUAUGAUUCGAGAGAUAAUACCAGUCGAAAGAGCUCAGAAACUUAAAUAUGGCCUUACAAUGCGAAUUUUAAACUCCAACAUUGAAUUCAAAGAGUUUCAUGUCUUCAAGAUUUUGCAGUUGCAACAGAAUAAUGUUUCACAUCAACAAUUAUAUCAAAGACUAGCAUCGUUAAUAGACAAAGUCGCUGCUUCAUUGUAUAAAGAACACAUGCUUUCUACGUUGAGUUCAUACCCAUUGACAGAAAUAGUUGUCAUCUCUUACUUUGUUGCCGAGAAAUUCCCAUGUUUAUUUUAUGACUAUGACACAUUGGAUCUACUGAAAUCGAAAUCAAUAUUACUCCAGAGGAAAGACUCCGCUAAAGAAGCAAGUAUAACUAAAAUUGAAAGAUACAAUCAGAUGUGGAUUAUUACAUACUUGUUGAAGGUCGCCUAUAUUAAACACGUAAAGAGUACUGCAUGCGAUUUAUCUGUCGAUGACGCGUCAUUUAAUCGCCUAGGUAGUUAA